Molecule: messenger RNA, 417 nt
Organism: Melampsora larici-populina 98AG31
Lineage: Eukaryota; Fungi; Basidiomycota; Pucciniomycetes; Pucciniales; Melampsoraceae
Exons: 3
Coding region: 1-417 (138 amino acids)
Source: RefSeq, a predicted model, not a curated record
AUGGCCCACCAUAAACUACAAGACAUCCCCGUCCCCAUUAAGAGGCAGGCAAAGCCAUACCACGUCAUUCCAACCAGCCCUCAAAAGUCGGCCGCUAGACAAGGCACCAUUUUGGCUCCUUUGAUCCCCAACUUGACUCUUCCUUGGAGUCACAGUGUUUCCAAUGCAAGCCUCACCCAAGCAUUUGCUGAAGCCCAUCAUCUGGGCCAAACCGUCUAUGGCUACAGCCCACCUCACCAAUUUCAAUCACCGCUGUUCAACAUCAACUCGAUGAUGUUGCAGCCCAACGUUUUUGGGCACAGAAGCUUAAGUGCACCUCAAGUUUUGACCCCAACUCAACCUUCUAUCGUGGUCCAUCUUAACAAAGAUGAAGAUGAUGAAGAAUUACCGCACCCCUUAGAUAUUCUAGACUACUGA